This is a messenger RNA of Linepithema humile (Argentine ant), 3755 nucleotides long. RefSeq names its product serologically defined colon cancer antigen 8 homolog. Gene Ontology annotation, biological process: neuron migration; establishment of cell polarity; centrosome cycle. NCBI's taxonomy places the organism in Eukaryota, Metazoa, Arthropoda, Insecta, Hymenoptera, Formicidae. Gene Ontology annotation, cellular component: centrosome; centriole. The record is from RefSeq and is a predicted model, not a curated record.
UCAAAAUCUUAAUAACGUUAAAAAUAUAUGAUACAUCAAUGUUCAUUAUCCAAUAUAUCCGAUCCAAUCCUAAUGCAAUUAUAUCUACACAUAUAUUAUGCUUCAAAUGGUAAGUUCAUUUAUUAUUUGUAUGUUCAUGCAUUGCAUCUCAUUUGGCAAAUGCACAAAAGUAAUUCAAAGCUAUUCUUACGCAAUUACAACAGAGCUAUUUAUAAAUUUGAUAAUUAAUACUUUAGAUCUUAGAAGCUUGGUAGAAAAAUAAUAUAAUAUUCUUUCAGCAGAAAUUUUAUUGAACGAAAUUGUGCAUUUUUCUCGUCGUCAUCGCGCACUGUUUGAUCAUUCUGUUUCCAUAGAAAUCCUGUGGGACGUGGAAAAUGUCAGGAGGCGAUAGCGCCGGCAUCCGCCCAUCGUCGCUACCGAAGGUAUGCUUUCAGCUAUUAAAUCACGAAAGGUACAUGCCGGCGAUGGUACGCGAGCGGUACGAUGCCUACCUGUUCUUUUCCCCGCCUGAGAGGAGAUCGAAUGGUACCAUCGCACGCGAUCCACCACCAGGCUCCUCCGGUUACAAUGUGGAAAUGCCGAUUCGAUUUUCUUCGUCGACUUCGCCCGUCCGGGAGGAGCGUAUCAUCGAUUGGCCGGCCGGCCGACCAAGCCGCUCGUUCUUAGAGGGUGAAGUGAAGAGUCGAUGGUAGAGGGUUGCGGUAGAACGCGCCCAGAAUGUUGGCGACGAACAGUGCUUAUGGUUGCCGCGGCUACUGCCCUUUUGCAACUGGUAGUUCGACGAGCGUAGCGACUAUCGGCAACCAGGCCGCGACACGCCCGAAAUUCUUUCCAAGGACCGCUGUCAGACUGAAAACAUCGCCUGGUAUAAGUAGCUGUACAGACCCGUUGUGCGUCGCGCGGAUGAAGCGAUUGAAGAAUAGGAAAGGAAAUGGGACUUCAAAGUUGGACCUGAGCAAGAAGAAGCCGGCAGAUUACAUGGAAUUGGCAUAUAGAGAAGCUAUCUCGAAACUGAAAUAUCUGUUGGCCGAAUCGUACGCGCCGUCAAGAAUGUCUGGAACAAAGCCGCAAAGCAUUCGGAGCAUAUAUAAAAGCAGCAACCCGCGAAUUAGUGAAUCUGGAGACGAUACGGACGAUCAGAGUAUGAUCAGCGAUAGUUUUCGGAGGAAGAAUUUCGCCGGAAACGCAAUUUCAGAUUUCUCCCCGCUUUCGAAAAGUAUUCAGCCGUCGAAGGCGUACAGUAAUAUAGCAUUGUCAAGGGCCGAUCUCCAAUCCGUUCCGCCGGAGUUAACAUCUUUUAUCGAACGACAAGAGGAUUACAUCGAGCAACUGGAACGCGAGUCUCAGUACUGUAGAGACGAAUUGAUCAAUCUGCUGAGUAAAGUUCGAGAGGUUGUAGCCGAAAACGAAGCGUUGCAUACCAGGAAUCAGACUGCGUUGCCCAAAUGCGCUUUGCAGGAUCACAAUAAUCACUGCGCAGAGGCGGAUCACGAGUGUCGCAAGCAACACGCGAGCGAUCAUGCUGAUAGCUUAGAAAGUAAGCCAGAGAAGUUUUUGACAGGGCCCAGUAUAAUGUUUGAGUCGAGAAUCAGCGAGUUGGAGGCACAGUUGACGCAGGCCAAGUUGGAGUUGCGAAAAGCGCAGGAAGAGAAUCAAGCAAACUUGAAACGUUUGUCCGAGAGUAGCUCGAAUGAGAGCAAUGUCGAGUUGAAGGCCGAAUUGGACAAGGCACAGCGUGCUAAGUACGAGGCCGAGAUAAAGCUGGAGGAAGUGCAGAAGCUGUUGUCGGUCGCGAAAGACAAGGAGACCGAGGCGACGCAGAGAGCAAGGCGGUCCGUAGAUGACAGGCAACAGGUCGAGUUCGAAAGGAGCCAGAGCGACAUGGAGAUUCGGAGAUUGAAAGACGAACUGGAGAGGCAACACGAGAAGCUGCGGGAGGCGGCUCAGGAGGCAAACAGACGUAUAAACGAGGAGAGGCAGCAAGUCGAGCGUCGAUACAAUCAGCAAAUCGAGCAGCUCAGCACCGAUAUCGCGUCCCAUUGGGAGACUGCGAACAAAUCGCAACUGGAGUCCGAGAAACAGCGGCGAGAGAUAAACGAGCUCAGACGGGAGUUAUCUCAGAAACAGACAGCUAUUGAUAAUUUGAAGAAAGAGUUGCAAAAUAAGAUAUCCACUUUGCAGAGCGAUCUUAAUCAGGCGUUAAGCGAGAAAGAUGCGGCGGAACAAGAAGUCUUGACCGGCAAAUUGGCAGCCGAGCGAAGUGAGAGACAAGCUCGUCAAGAGCAGAAUAGAUUGCAGGCGGAGAUAAAUUCGUACAAACAACGUUUGGAAAGAGGGGAUGCCGAUCUGGUGCAUUGCAGAAGAGAAAAUUUGAGAUUGUCGGAACAAAUAGCGUCCUUGGAGAAAGAGAUCAGCAUGAGUAAAAUCACACACCCCGAAGAGAAGCGCAGUCAAAACGCGCCUAGAUUGGAAAACGAGAAGGACUUGACUUCCAUGAUAAUGAACAUGGAGACUAAGCAUGCUGCCACCGUGGCGGGCCUAGGAGACGCCUUGAAUAAUCAGGCCACGCUCGUCUCGAGACUGACUGCCGAAUGCCAAUCUCUCACACAACGUUUGGAAGCUAACAAUCUUAAACACAAAGAAGAAAUGGCCGACUUACAAAGCAACAUAAAACACUUAUCGAAUAAAAUACAAGGAACUCUUGGAAGUCAAGAAGGAGGAACUCUUAUGGAAACUGACGAUGGUACUGGAGCUUUUCAUUAUAACACUACGAUGGAUGCAGUAGCCUUGCCGCACGCGAACGAGCUACCGGCCGAUGCUCAAGCGUCGCAAAUGAUUAAUCAAAGAUACGACACCGUGAGCGGUCAAGUAACAGACGAGGAAUCAGCAAUGUACUCGAACGUUGCAUUGAAGAGAAACGAUCAGGGCGACUUAUCGAGCGAGCAGAUGUACGCAGAGAACAAUUCUAUACCGAAUACGAUGGAAACUAGAGAGAUGUAUCAGGAACAAACAGAUAUUCGCAAUAGUGAAGAAGAAUAUAUAGCAAACGAUCCAAAUAUGGACGCAUACAUGAUGGAGCAAGAGCAUAAUCAGUAUAGUGAAUAUAAUCCUUCGCAGUACCAGGAAGCACAAUAUGUUAAUGGCGAACAGUUUAAUCCAAUAGCGGAAGAUAAUCAGAUUAUUUCAGAUCCAACCAGAUCCAAUACUGAAACUUUGCACUAAUUUGAUAUUAAUAAUAUAUAUACGCAUAUAUAAUAUAAAUGUUCAUAUAUCAAGAGAACACGAGAAAUAUAGAAUAAUGUAUAAUCAAAGCGUAUAGUAAUUGAACUUUUGCAAUUAUUUUCAAGCUUUUCCCCUCGAAACUUACAAUGCACAUUUUUUAUAACACAUUUAAGAUUGUAAUAAUUUGUAGUAGUUUGCUCUCUUCUUGGAGAACAGCAAAUAUUGCUUAUUAGGAUUAUUUAAUUUUAACUAGUAAAUAAUUCGCUUGAAUAUUCUUAUAUUAAGACACCUCAAUAUCUCUCUCUCAGAAUAAAAAAUAAUAGAAAAUCUUCUCAUAUCACAUAUUUAUUUGAGAAAUCUUUGGUACUUAUUCUUAAGAUAUUGCAUUAGUUUUAUAACAUCGAUGCUGACGUCACUUGGCAGCGAUUUUAUACUUGGCUUACACACGGGUAUCGUUUAUUUUCGUGGAAAUCGUUAAGCGCUGCAUCAACAUCGGUAAAUUGUUACACAUUAGUGAGGCUGUGCCAAGGAAA